Colletotrichum acutatum is the source of this 2240-nucleotide messenger RNA. RefSeq lists its product as uncharacterized. The coding region runs from base 386 to 1900 and encodes 504 amino acids. Gene Ontology annotation, molecular function: oxidoreductase activity; FAD binding. Lineage: Eukaryota; Fungi; Ascomycota; Sordariomycetes; Glomerellales; Glomerellaceae. The transcript has 2 exons. The record is from RefSeq and is a predicted model, not a curated record.
CUGGCAGGGAACGACAGACGCUUGUUGACAGUGACAUUAUUAGAUACAUGUAUUAUUGAAAGCCUGCAGGGCCGGCCGUGGCCCUUCCCCACCCAUAUUCAGCUAUCUGCAGGCCCGACAUAAGGUGGGUGUUGAUGAAAGAUUCGACGGACGCCAUUGGCUGUCGGUUUGUUCUGCCCGGCCCCACCCCGGCCCCGGGCCGAUCCACGUCGGUCCGAUCAUUGGAUGCCCGAAUCUGCACGGCAGACAGUCCUGCAGGUCUCAGUGAAGAGACGGGACCGCUGACGACCGAAGCGAGUUCAUGUUCUUCGUAUGAGGAGAAUGAUGCUACUUAUUCCGGAAACCGCACUUCGGUCAGUGUCGAUUAGGACUUCACAACGCAGCAAUGCUCUCCCGCAUCUUUGACGCCACCAUCACAUCUCCAUUCAUCCGCAGAUCAACAUUACACAACAAUUUUACAAAGAUCCUGCCUAAAAUGACCUACAGCUCUGCUUCUGCUUCUUGGCGCAACGAAUCCUUCGGAUUCGACCCUGCCCAAGAUGCUCAAACGGGUGGCAGUCACGUCGUCGAGGAACUAUUGAGAGCUGUUCCAGAUCUCAAACUCUAUACUCGCCUCUCUCCGCGCUACGAAUCCCUCCGAGCCGGCUACAAUAAGCUGAUUAAGGCAAAACCCCUCGUUCUAUGCCGACCAAACUCGGUUUCCCAAAUCCAGGCUAUCACAAAGACCGUGGCGAGCCUGGGCGUCCCGCUUGGCGUACGCUGUGGCGGCCAUGAUGUCUUUGGGCGCGGAUGCAUCGCCGACUCCGUAACCAUCGACAUGCGCGAGCUCGAUACGCAAGACUUGGCAGAAGAUAAGAAGACAGUCACCGUAGGCGGCGGCAUUCUCAGCAAGAAUCUUGUCGGAUUCCUCGACUCUCACGGACUUUGCACUUCCAACGGACUUGCCGCGGAAGUUGGCUGGACGUCUUGGGCAUCUUGGGGCGGCUAUGGUCCUCUUGGUGACUAUGUAGGUCUUGGAGUCGAUAAUAUCGUCGGCGCCAAGUUCGUCACGGCCACUGGUGACCUGAUCGAGGCCAGUGGGGACGUGCUAUGGGCCCUGAGAGGGGCCGGCGGAAAUCUUGGCAUCAUCGUCGAGACCAAGGUGCAAGUCUAUCCGAUGACGAAGAUCCAGGCCGGUUUCAUGGUCUAUCCGUGGGAAGAGACUUCUAGAGUCCUCAAGGGUCUGCAAGACCUAUUGGAUGCCGGUAUGCCCGACAAGCUUUGCCUGCAAGCUGGAUUCAGUAAGGGAGAUUGGGGUCUCGGCAUGGCCCUGACUUACAUCUGGCCUGAAGCCGAGACCAUAGGAACCGAAGGCCAAGAGUGGCUGCAGAAGCUGAAAGCUCUUGGCACCGUGAUCGUCGAUACAAUCCACGAGACAACUUACAAGGACUUUCAAGCUUCUGUAUCUGACCAGAUCAGUGAGCCUGUGUAUGUGUCCACACGACAUGUGAGCAUCGAGAAGUUCACGGAGAAGAUAUUGGGGCAGUUGAUCAGUGUUUGUGAGGCGAUGCCCGAUGAGGCGUCAUGCACAAUCAGCGUCAAUAUCUUGCAUGGCAAGGCCACCAGGCCAAAUGCCGCUUCAUCUUUCGGAACUCGAAAGCCACACAUCAUGUUUCACAUCAACGCCGUCACCGAUGAUGCCUCAGCCGAGAAGAUUGGCGUUGAAUGGGCUGAUAGCGUUGUCAAUACUAUCAAUAUUACGGGCGAGAGCAUUGGCCCUACCUAUGUCAGCUUCAUGGAGUCGACUGAUCGCGCUGAGAAUUGCUACGGCAGCAAUUGGGCAAGACUACGGGACAUUAAGAAGAGCGUCGAUCCUCAAGAUGUUUUUAGAUAUUCACACGGUCGGAUCCCGAUUCAGUGAGAGGAGUUUCGAACUUGUAGAAUAGGAACUCGUGAAUGCCCCCUUAUACGGGAGAUAGUCUCACAACUAAUGUAGAGACCCCAAGCCCUUGUGCUCAGAUCCAGAUGAAGGGUCAAACAGCCCUACAUUUAGCAAUAUUCGGGUGAACAGUGUCCAUCGCAGCCUUCUUUUUUUUUUCCUCUCUGUCGGUAACAAUACAUUAAUCUAGUUGAAGAUUGGGACACAAUUGUUCAUCAUAUGUUAAUGUGCCAAAGUCAAGUGCCGGUCACAAGUCAUCGUUGAGCACAUCACGGUGCGGGAAAUAUGAAUGUUACAGGAUCACUUUUAUGAUGUAUGUGUU